GUGGAACCAGCCUGUCUCCUGGAAGGCCUAGAAGAAGGAAGAAGCUCUAGGGAACAGUACUUCGGAGGGAGUAUAUGUGGCCUCACUCUCUCUAAAGGCUUUUCAUUUGGAGCUAUGAUCGCAUUGGAGAGUGCAUUGAUUCCCCACCAUCAGGAAACUGCCAGAGGUUCAGAAACCUGGAGAGAUCAGGCAGCUGGAGAUUGUUAGCUGGCCACAAGAAACUGAAGAAAUUGAUGUCUUGCUUCCCUGUGGCUGGACUAAUAUCCUCUCCUCCGCUUCAUGGUGUGCAACGCUCCUGACUUACAAACCUCUAGUCCAAGAGACUCUUAAAACAGAAACUGCUCUCUAAAGGAGCAAAGGCAGACUGCCAAAAUAGGUUCCCCAGGAACUUCCCGGUUUGAGAAGGAGCAAGAAGCUGCAAACUGCCCUCUGUGGGCAGAAAAGCUCAAAACGAGGAGCAUGAUGGAGUCGCGGGUGAAAAAACUUGCCGUGACGCUGAUGGAUGCCACCACUGAUAAGGAUCCAUUAGUCCAAGAACAGAUCUACAAUGCUCUGUGCUACUUGGGAGAGAGCGAGCCUGAGGAGAUCCUAAACUCUUGUGAUGAAUAUCUGCGGCAGCAUGACAAGCUGGCUUACCCCCACCGGAUAAUAAUUCUGAAGGCGAUGGAAGCGGUGCUGAAGAAUAACAUUGAUUAUCUGGACAAAAGCACGGCCAAGAUCGUUAUCUUUCUGGCAUCCAAUGAAAUGACCAAGUCAAAGGAAAUCAUUUAUGACUGGCAGCAGGCAGCAAGCAAUGUCCUGGUUGCUGCAGGGGGGCGUUUUAUCAACAAAGUGAUGGAGGAGGUGCUGACCAAAUUUCAGCCGGGGAUCCUGCCUCAUUAUUUCAUCAUGCAGACUUUCGCAAACCUCUCUGUGUCAAACGUGUUUGGGAUGGUGCCUUUCUUAAAUUCCAUCCUUGGGACCAUGCUGCCAAUGCUGGGAAUGGCCAAACAGGACCACAUGAAGUCUGUGUUUUGCUAUGCUCUGCAGCAUUUCAGUGAGAGCAUCCAGGAAUACCUGGCGAACUUGGAUAAAGCGCCUGACCCCACUGUAAGGAAAGACACCUUCUCCAAUGAGAUCUUCAACGCCUACGAUGUGCUCUUCAACAUCUGGCUGCAGAGCCGGGAGGCCAAGCUGAGACUCGCCGUCGUGAAGGCUCUUGGGCCCAUGAGUCACCUGAUGCCCAGCGAAAAGCUCGAGGAGCAGCUCCCGAGACUGGUGCCGGGAAUUCUCGCUCUCUACAAGAAGCAUGUGGAGGCCUUUUAUGUGACCAAGAGCUUGUGCCAGAUUCUUGAGGCUUCCGUCAACGUUGGCAGCCGCACUCUGGACACGCAGCUUGAUGCCCUUCUGAGCACCCUGCAUCCCCAGAUUUGUGCCCCGGUGGAGUCCUCCGUCCCCCUGAGUUUAAAAAACCACAACGAGGUCCUUCGAUGCUUCACUGUCCUUGCCUGUACGUUUCCUGAUCGCUUGCUUGGCUUCCUACUCCCAAAGCUGGAGAACCACCACGAGAGGAUACGGGUGGGGACGCUGAUCAUCAUGAGGCAAAUUAUCAACUGUGCCCCCUCUCAGAUGGAGAUUAAAAAGCCCUUUAUUCUUUCUUCGAUGAAACUUCCUCUGCAGGACAGCAGUAAUAAGGUGAAACGGGCCGUGGUGCAGGUGAUCAGCGCGAUGGCUCACCAUGGCUAUCUGGAACAGGCGGGCGGGGAAGUCAUGAUCGAGUACAUCGUCCACCAGUGUGCCCUUCCUCCUGACACGCACCCCAGGAAGCAGACGCCGGAAGCUGAUGACCUAACUAGCGACAGCGUCCAGAACAUCAGCAUCAGUACGCUCUUUCUCAUCAGCACCACUGUCGACAGGAUGGACGAGGUUCUCUGGCCGUAUCUCCUGGAGUUCGUGACCCCCGUAGAGUUUACCGGUGCCCUGACUCCCCUCUGCAGGAGCCUAAUGCACCUGGCUACGAAGAGACAAGAGGAGGGAGAGACUACCUUUCUCAUCCACUACGACACACAUGCAAACCUGCCAUCACCGUGUGCUCUAAUGGCGAGGCUGCUGACUGUGUCUUCACAGCCCUAUUUAGGGGAUGGUCGGGGGGCAGCUGCUUUGCGUCUGCUGAAUGUAUUGCACCUUAAUAUCCAUCCCACGCUGGGCAAGCUGUGGAAUAAGAAGAUUCCCCCCUUAGUGGAGCACUUGGAAGCAAACACGGAGAAAUCCCUGUCGUCGAAGGAGUGGGAAGACAAGCUGCUUCUGCUCCUCCGGGAGACGCUGACGGCGAUUUCUGACAACGCCUGGAUUUGUCAGUUCAGCACGGAAAUGUGCAAGCACCUGAACAGCUACAACGGCUUUCCCUCCGAGAAGAACUUCCUGUACAAGUGCAUUGGAACGGCGCUUGGGGUCUGUUCAAACAAGGAAGUGGUGCAAAAGCAGCUUCAAGAGCUGCUAGAAACAGCCAGGUACCAGGAGGAAGCAGAAAGGGAGGGACUUGCCUCCUGCUUUGGGAUCUGUGCAAUAAACCACCUGGACGAAACCCUGGCCAAGCUAGAAGACUUCGUCAAAUCCGACGUCUUCAAAAAAUCAGUGGGACUGUUCAGUAUCUUCAAGGACCGCAGUGAUAACGAAGCGGAGAAGAUAAAGAGCACCCUGAUCCUAUGCUAUGGCUAUGUGGCGAGGUAUGCCCCCAAAGAGCUUGUGCUGUCCAGAAUCGAAGCCGACAUUCUCAGGAACGUCUUCCACUACUUUAACACCAGGGUUCUGGGAAUAAAGGUAGAAACCAAGGAUUUGACGCUGAAGCUGUGUCUCAUUCGGAGCAUUUGCAUGAUCAGCCAGGCCAUUUCGAGCAGCGCGCAGUCCGGCGCCUUCGUCUUCUCCCGCAAAGCCGAGCUCCUAGCUCAGAUGAUGGAGUUUAUCAAAACAGAACCUCUGGAUUUGCUGAGAACUCCUAUUCGCCAGAGAGCCAUGAUCUCCUGCACAUACCUGGUCGUGCUGGAGCCUCCCCUGAGCGAGCCUGAUCACGUCGAACUGAUUGAUACCUGCCUGAGCAGCGUACUGGCCCUUCCUCCGCUGGACGUCCUGAAGGAGAGAGAUGGGCAUGUGCCAGACGCCUUGCAUAAGGAGACACUCUACCACGACACCGUCAGUGCCCUUAAGGACCUGCUGAAGAGCGUGCUGCAGAAGGACCUGACUCCCCGUGGACUGCAGAGCAUGUUUGAGCAUCUAGGCCCAUGGAUCAGGUCGAGCAAAGAGCACGAACGUGAGCGAGCGGUGGAGGUCAGUGCCACGCUGCUGGAGUUCUACCGGGACAAACUGAAUGUCAGUACUGUGGUGCCCUUCUACAACCUCGGGGUGCUGGUUGCACUGUUCUCCCCCCGGUGUUCAGACUCCCUUGCCAGCAUUCGCCUGCAUGCUGUGGACUGCGCCUACUAUCUACUCUACAUACAGCUGUGUUAUGAAGGAUUUGCCCAGGAUUACAGAGAUGAGGUGGUUGAGAGGCUGAAAGACUUGAAGAAAGGCCUGGAGGAUCCUGACUUCACCAUUCUCUUCAAUACCUGCUACAACAUUGCCAUGGUGAUUGGGAAGCGCCUCCCACCAGACCAGCUGAUGAGCCUUCUGCUCAUGAUGUUUGAAGGGCUGGCAGAUCCCGAUCAGAACUGCUCUCGAGCCGCUGCUGUCAUGAUCAACGCCAUCCUGAAGGAGCGUGGAGGGGUGUUGCUGGAAAAGGUGCCGGUGCUCAUGGCUCUGAUUCACAGCAAGCUGCAGGAGGUGGAUGAGGAGCACUUGAGGAAGGCCGCUCAGCAGACGGUUUACAUCCUGGCCUCCCAGCACAGGACGGCGGUGGUGUCCAGCCUGCUGGGCAGCUCCCUGCCCUUUGACAGUCACACCUGUGCCAUGUGGAAGGCGCUGGCCACGGAGCCAACCCUCACGUCGCAGAUCUUGGAGCUGCUCCUGGACAAGGUGAAUCGGGACGUGCCGUACAAAGAGAACAAAUCCUUCCUGUUGGGGAGCACCUCUGAGCGCAUUGCCACUCCCCUCCCUCUUGCUGCCACAUGUGCUCUGCAUGAGAUCAUGUCUGCUCCGGAGUCUGGGGCAGCGGUGCUGGGGCUCUACCCGCACUUGUUUGUGGCUCUCCUGUUGCGAGUCAGCUGCACUGUGGGUGUCCAGCUACCAAAGAACCUGCAGUCCAAGGAGAGGAAGAGCGCCAGCCGGAGCCAAGGGCCCAGAAACCUGGACCCCUGCAGCUGUGCGGUGGAAGCCCUGAGCGCCAUGCUGACCCAAGGGGGCAGUGACGAGGUGGUGAAGUCCGUGGGCAGUGCGGGAGGCUGGGAGCUGAUGAAAAGCCCUGAGAGGCACCACGAUGGCAUUGCUCUGCUUGCAAGAGCGAUGGCUAAACACGCCGGCCCAAAGCUCCCUUUGAUUGCGAAGAAUCUCUUCCCGAUGCUCAACAGCGUGUAUGACAGCCAGAGGAUCACCACCACGGCCUUCGUCGCUGAGCUUCUGAACAGCAGCGUGGUGAGCGACCUGAUCCUGCUGGAGUCCAUGAUGGAUAACAUGACGGGCCGACAGAAGGACCCCUGUACGUUGGUGCGCAUGCUGGCUCUCCGGGGGCUGGGCAACAUCUCCGCUGGGUCGCCGGACAAGGUGAGGAAACACGGGGCCCAGCUCCUGGCUUCCAUGGUCAAUGGUAUGGACGACAAGGAUGAUCCCGACAACCUGGUUGCUCUGGAGGCCAUGUCUAGCCUGUCCAAACUCCUGGACCACGUGGAGGAGAGGGACAUCCGCUCCAUGCUUCUCCAUAUUGCUAUCCGCAUCCGCCCCUUCUUUGACAACGAAAACCACGAACUGCGCGCGUCUUCCAUCGUUCUGUUCGGGAACCUGACCAAGUUCAGCGCUGGGAAUUGCGAAGACGUCUUUUUUGAGCAGAUCCUGAAUGGGCUGGUGACGCUGCUGCUUCACCUCCAGGAUCCAAGGCCAGAGGUCAUCAAAGCCUGUAAAUUUGCCCUGCGAAUGUGUGGCCCCAACAUGGGCUGUGAGGGACUCUGUGACAUGUUCCUGAACCACCUGCACGAAGACCGCAGCCUGCAUUACGGAGAGUUCAUGAACGACGUCUGUAAGCACCUGAUGCAGAACUACCCAGAGAUGCUGAAUCGUUUGAUUUCAACCAACCUCUUCUACUUCAAGAGCAACUGGGUUGACAUUCGAGCAGCAGCGCCCAUGUUUAUUGGCUUCCUCGUUCUGCACGUGGCCGAAGAGCAUUGUAAGCAGGUGGACCUGGACCAGCUCCUUUGCUCUCUCAACGUGCUGCUGAAGGACCCGGCUCCCGUCGUCCGCAUGAAGGUGGCUGAGACUCUGGGCCGCCUGGUCCGGGUUGUGUGAGCGGCAGAUGGGACCUGCGGGCGCCCGGGCUCCGUGACCGCGAUCAGGUCGAUGGAUGUUCCUCCCCCUGGAGAUGCCACGUCUUCCAGUGCCCGGAACCGGUGCCUUGUGCAGCGCCACGCCUGCUGCACCUCACUUCGCUGCCUGGAGCAGGGGCCUCGUGCGGCUUCUCCCCUAUGCAGCCUGGAGGACUCCGCCCUUCCCAGCGGCCACGGGAGGCUCCGCUGUGGCUGCUGGUUCAACCGUCACUGUCCCCGGCUCUCUGACAGCCUUUCCCGCGAUGUGCACUCACCACGGGCACUCCCUGAGCUACCAAACUGGGCAAUAGGACACGGAACUGUUCCGGGGUCAGCCCAACAUGGGAUCCACCCCCGCUGAGCACAGCCCCUCUGGCUUGCCUGGGUCGCUGCCCUGGCACGAGAAGGGCAGGCACCAGCCCCGCUGAGGCCCUGGUGUCAUUGCAUGUUCUAGGGCUGGUCGUCUCACACCAAUCGCUCCUAUGCAGUCACUGGGACAUGUGACUGUUACAGUCUGACUCUGGUUCGCACCGGCCUGGGCGCUGCACAGCCUGGGGUUAGAUGGGGCGCCCUGCCCUGGUGGGGUCCCUGGAUGGCCUCUGAGGACCUCCCCUCCCCUGGAUGUCCUAGGAGGGUGAGGAACCUCGGCCAUCACUGCACAUGCACCUUCCUUCCACUGUUGUUCCGCAAGUGAGCCAGCGAGCUGCCCCCGGAGUCCUUGGCACUGCCCGGUGCUUCUCCCUGGGCCCCCCGCCUGCAGCUGUGUCUGCGGGCAGCGGUGUGCGCUGAGUUCUCUGCUGGCUGAGUGGAGCUGUCCCCUCCACAUGGAACGUGUAUAGAAACCAGACUGUAUGUAUUUUUUAAUAAAGCUGUUUGCUUCUGGUAGA
Messenger RNA from Chrysemys picta bellii (western painted turtle), 6310 nucleotides. RefSeq names its product maestro heat like repeat family member 1 (gene MROH1). Gene Ontology annotation, cellular component: cytoplasm. The record is from RefSeq and is a predicted model, not a curated record. Lineage: Eukaryota; Metazoa; Chordata; Testudines; Emydidae.